CAGUACUGUAGACAUUUGACCGACGUGUACCGUUUUACUGUGUGCCAGCGAAGAAGAGACGGUCCCGCGAUAUUAUGACGCCAGUGUGUGUGUUUUUGUGAGUUUACGUCACGCUGUAUGAUAAAGUGAAUCACGCGCUUGGUUAUAAUUACACCUACUGCCUCCCGUUUGUAUGUAGCUGGGAUUAUCAUUGAAUCGUUUGGGGUUCCGGCCGGACCGUCACGUUCCUCUGGCGCAUGAAAUUCAGGCCCGAAAUAUCUGAUGUGCGUAUGCAUCGUGGCUUGCUGACAACUGAUGACGUUGGGCUCGGAUCUCAAGAGGAUUUGGAGCUGAAGAAUUUUGAGGAUCUUUGCAGGCCUCUAUGGUAACGGGAUAUAUUUUAUAGGUCGUGAAGCGGAAUCCCAGCCCAGCCCGUCAGGAUGGAACCGGUCGGCUAUAUCAUGCGUAAGCUGAUGGAGGGGGAUGCCGGAGACCCUGCCGUCCAGGAGACAGAACAAAGGGGGGUAGCCCCGGCCACAGGGGCACCGGCGGGGGUCACGGAGGGGGGCAAAGGCGGCACCGUACUCAACCAGUUUGGGGAUAAGAUCAUGGAGGAACUCAAUAAGUUACCACUGCCCAUGUGGGCCAUCAUUCUGAUAGCCAUCGUGGCCGGCUUGCUGCUGCUGUGCUGCUGCGGCUGCAUCUGCGUCAAGUGCUGCUGCAAGAAGAAGAAGAAGAAGGAAGGCAAGAAGGGCCUGAAGGGCGCCGUGGACUUGAAGAGCGUGCAGAUGCUGGGAGCCGCUUACAAAGAGAAGGUUCAGCCCGAUGUGGAAGAUUUGGAUAACGGCGCAGACGAAGACGGUGACACGGAUUCCGUCAAGUCGGAGAUUAAACUGGGCAAACUACAAUUCUCCCUGGACUAUGACUUCCAGGAAGGGAAGCUCAAUGUCACAGUUGCCCAAGCAGCCGACCUGCCCGGGAUGGACUUCUCCGGGACGUCCGACCCCUACGUCAAAGUGUACCUCCUGCCUGACAAGAAGAAGAAAUACGAGACCAAGGUGCAUCGGAAGACACUCAACCCGGUGUUUAACGAGACCUUCACGUUCAAGGUUCCGUAUAGCGAGAUCGCCAGCAAGACACUGGUCUUCGCCAUCUUUGACUUUGACCGCUUCUCCCGGCACGACCAGAUCGGUGAGGUCAAGGUCAAGCUGAGCCAGGUUGACCUGGGCAGCGUGGUGGAGGAAUGGAGGGACCUACAGAGUGCCGAAGUGCCUGGCGGAGAGGGCAAGUCAGAGCUCGGCGACAUCUGCUUCUCACUACGCUACGUGCCGACGGCAGGCAAGCUGACCGUGGUCAUCCUGGAGGCCAAGAAUCUCAAGAAGAUGGACGUCGGUGGUCUCUCAGAUCCGUACGUUAAGAUCUCGUUGUACAUGAACAACAAGCGGAUGAAGAAGAAGAAGACAACAAUAAAGAAGAGGACGCUCAACCCCUACUACAAUGAGUCCUUUGGGUUUGAGGUUCCAUUUGAGCAGAUCCAGAAAGUCACAUUGGUGGUGACCGUGGUGGACUACGAUCGCAUGGGAAGCAGUGAGCCCAUCGGCAAGGUGGUCCUGGGCUGCAAUGCCACGGGGGCCGGGCUCCGCCACUGGAGCGACAUGCUGGCAUCCCCGCGACGACCCAUCGCACAGUGGCACACACUGCAGGAUAUGGAUGAGGGGAAGUAAAAAAAACAACAACAUAAAAACCCAACCCAAACGUAUCCAUUAAGUAUUCUAGGGAAACCAUUACUGGAUAUAAACUAACUCUGAAGCAUUUAGCUUGCUUCGUGUGAUGUUACCUGAUCAGCAAGUGCUUCAACCAGUUGUAUUCUGAGGAAGAAUUUGAGGAAUUGUCUUGUCGUUUGAAUUUUGUAAAGAAAUGCAUAGGCCUGAGCCAGAACUACUUGUUAACGCAUGAAAUAUGUACCUACUGUCAGCAUGCUUACUAGGUAAGCAUGAGAUUGGUGGUCUGUGCUAGUGCUUUUAAAAGAUAAUGGUAAGCAUCAGCCAAAAUGUAUUGCUAACCCUUGUAAUAUGCUUAGCGUAAGAACACAGUCUUCUGCUAUUGUAAGUUGCGACUUGUCUCUUAUUCUGAGCAGAGAUUGCUGAUCUGUGCUCGCACUUUGGAAGAUAGUGGUUAGCAUGAGCCAAAGGUUGUUGGUAACCGGUGAAAUAUGCUAACCGUCAGCACACAGUUUUCUGCUUAUUUCAGUGGAGAGUCUUCGCUUACUGUUAGCAGAGAUUAGUGACCUGUGAUAGCACUAUGAGGAGAGAAUGGCUAGCAUAAGCCAGGAUUUGUUGCUAACCCGUGAGAUGCGCUUAGCGUAAGCACACAGUUUUCUGCUAAUGUUAGUGGAGAGUCUUCGCUUACUGUUAGCAGGGAUUGGUGAUCUGUGCUUGCAGUGUAAACACUUAAAAGACAAUGUCGAGCACAAGCACAGAAUUUUGUCGAUAGCCCAACCUCGGGACAAUUCCUCAAAUUCUUGCUUUCUUUGACACCACUGUAUUCCAUAGUAAUAAUAAAUUUUAAAAAACCGAUCAGGCCACAUCUGUACAAAAAGAAAAUACCGAAGUAAGUAAUCCUGUCUUCAGCCUUCAUGGCAGUAUUCAUAAUAUAAAACUGUUGUUAUAGAUUGUAUACAAAUAGUGACUGCAUGGCGUACAAGAUAUAUGAGAAUUCUGUUUAGUCACUAGAUGUGUCAAAUGUUCUUAGAUUGUGAAAAAAAAAUCUAGCUACCUGUUUAUACGACCAAAAUAUGCAUGGCAUUCCAAUCCUAAUAGGACUUUCCAUGAUUCCCUAAAUAGCACAUUCCUCGUUUUUAUUUAAAACUUUAUUUCCACUGUAAUGGUUGAUUGCAAACACCUUCCCUACACACAGUAUAUCAAUGCAUCAGUAAUGUGUAAAUCACCAUAUCUCGUACUUAAAAAAAAAAAAAAAGACUCAACAAACCUAUGCGGAGUUAUUAUGAAGACUUUAUGUAGAUACACAUACACCUACGCUCAUCAGGUUGUGUGCUGUUGGCAAUUGUUAAUGUCAGAUUGCAUUAUAUUUUUGUGUAUAUGUGCAUGUUUUUAGUUGUGUCUUUAACAUUUAAGGCUGCUGCUGUAGAGUAAGAGUGUUGCUUGAGUUUCUGCAAUAUUCAGUUCGUCAGGGUAGCUCAGUUAAUCAGAUAAUGGCCUAG
This is a messenger RNA of Patiria miniata (bat star), 3199 nucleotides long. Its product is annotated as synaptotagmin-1-like. Gene Ontology annotation, molecular function: calcium ion binding; clathrin binding; syntaxin binding. The record is from RefSeq and is a predicted model, not a curated record. The coding region runs from base 420 to 1703 and encodes 427 amino acids. Lineage: Eukaryota; Metazoa; Echinodermata; Asteroidea; Valvatida; Asterinidae. Gene Ontology annotation, cellular component: synaptic vesicle membrane; dense core granule; axon. The transcript is spliced from 9 exons. Gene Ontology annotation, biological process: regulation of dopamine secretion; cellular response to calcium ion; regulation of calcium ion-dependent exocytosis.